UUAUAAUUUAUCAGAACCUCGCGGUCUUGUGGCUCUACCUUCAGCCUUCGCCAGUAAUAUCUGGUCGAAGACUAAGGUGGUGUUCGCAUGAAUUUGUGAAACUGUUUAGUUUUCCGUCGCGGUUUUUUUUUUCAACUUAAAUAGUGAUUGAUAUUUGAAUGGGGCGGAAUGUCAUCUUGAUAUUGGUCGUUGGAAAACUCCCAUAGAUAAACUGGAAAUGGCCACCAUCGUGGAAAACCUGACAGAUGGAGGCUCGAAGAAGGACAGAAUUCGACUGGCCAAAGAUAAAAGAGAGGAGAAAGAUAGGUGCAAAGCUGGGCGGGAGCGAGCUCUCUUGGAGAAGGAACAGCGCGCACAGCAGCAGUAUGAACGCUCUCUGGUGGAGCGAGGGAAGCGUCUGGAGGAGCAGCGGCAAAAGGAGAUGCUCCGUCGUUCCGCUGUGGAGGAGAAAAGGAGGCAGCGCAUAGAGGAGGAAAAGGAGCGACUGGAGGCCCUGAUGCGACGUUCCAUGGGGCGGAACCUGCUGGCAGACCAGAGGCCCAAACGCUGGACCUGGGGCGGACCUCCAGGAGUCUGCGAGGGUGAUCCUAAGAUUGCCCCGCCCUCUCCUGCUGCUUCAGCCUCCUUAGCCAAUGACCCCGCUGCUCACCCUCCUGCCAGCAAAUCCAGGAACGUUCAAGAUUUUACGAUUUCGCCCGAGUCCCCAGACUCUGUCUUGAGCAGGCAUCUCUCCUCCUCCUCCUCUACUUUGCCCAAUGUGACAGAGAAAGCCUCCUCCAGCCCUCACAGGUCUCCUUACAGGGCUUCACCCACUAGAGCCGAACGAAAGAAGGUUAGCACAUCAUUCUACGGACAGCUGGAUGACCCCAGAGCAGCCACAACCACGGAAAGCCCUCAGACUGAGAAACCCGAAAAGAGCAUCGCCCAAACCUUAUCUGACUCAUCUAUGAAAAAGCUUGAGUCUCCAACAACACCCACUCAAAGUUCUUUUACCCACAAGAACCCCAGCACACCGAAAAGAUCAAAGUCCUGUAAGAGCCACAUUCUGUCCCCAGCCACGGGUCAAUAUCCCACUUCCCCGAUGAGACACAGAGCCACAACGCCAUGUUUAGAGAACAAGAGGUGGGAAGGAGAGGAGAAAGGGUCCAUGGAGAGUAAAGGCUACAGCACUCUAGAGAGAAAGACCUCCAGAACAGAGAAAAUCACAAAAUCUACAAGCAAGGAAUUUGGACAUAAUGCAGAGUCUCCAGUAACUCCCACUGGGAAGGCAGGUACCACUGAUGCCGAGGAGGCCUCCAGGCUGCUGACGGAGAGACGGCGCCUGGCCAGAGUACAGAAGGAGCAGGAAGAAAAGCAACGGUUAGAAGAGGAAAGGCUCAGGGCUGAGGAGCUCCAGAGGCAGCAGGAAGAGGAGAGACAGCGGCAGGAACAGGCAGCUCGAGAGGCAGAGGAGAAAAGACAGAGGCAGGAGGAGGAGGUCUGUCAAAGAGAGCUGGAGGACAGGCACCAAAAGGAACAACGUUGGAAGGAGCUCCAGGAUGAAGUGGUCAGACAGAGGGAGGAAGCAGUGCAGCGCGUUCAUAGAGAGGCUGAACGGAAGAGACAGGAGCGAGAGCUUCUGAAAAUUCAAGAGGAGCAGGAGAGACUUCAAAGGAAGAAGCGUAUUGAGGAGAUUAUGAAAAGAACAAGAAAACCUGAUGGAGAAAAGAAAGAAGAGGUGCAGAUGGAAGUCCCAUCCCCCAUAUCUGUUUCCCAGUCCAUCUCACCGUCUCCCUUGGAAACUGAAGGUAACACAGCGAUUAUCAGUCCACCAAAGGCAACAUCUGAGUCUCCAAUCAUAUGCCUUGUGCCACUGGAGACAAAGAGCUGUGGGGCAGAUGAUCUCUCGGAUGGUGUCCAGUCCAUGGAUGUCAGCCCAGUGUCCAGAGACGAGCUUGUUCCAGAAUAUUCCCCCGUCAGUGAGAUCUCACACAACAGCAUGACUUCUGUGGCUUUGGGCGAUAUCCAUGUUCUGACCGGGCAGGUCUCGCAUCCCAAAAUGUCUGCUGCUCCAGCUUUUGGUGACUGCAACAAGAAUCUGAUCCAGGAUUGCAGUAGCACUGCUAUUGACUCAUCACUUUUCCAGCAUCUUAGACCCACCUCAGACAAGCUCAACAUCUAAU
Molecule: messenger RNA, 2162 nt
Organism: Sinocyclocheilus grahami
Lineage: Eukaryota; Metazoa; Chordata; Actinopteri; Cypriniformes; Cyprinidae
Product: MAP7 domain-containing protein 2-like
Exons: 16
Coding region: 218-2161 (647 amino acids)
Biological process (GO): microtubule cytoskeleton organization
Cellular component (GO): microtubule cytoskeleton
Source: RefSeq, a predicted model, not a curated record